Molecule: messenger RNA, 5206 nt
Organism: Felis catus (domestic cat)
Lineage: Eukaryota; Metazoa; Chordata; Mammalia; Carnivora; Felidae
Gene: CIITA
Product: class II major histocompatibility complex transactivator
Exons: 21
Coding region: 1069-4380 (1103 amino acids)
Biological process (GO): inflammatory response; positive regulation of transcription by RNA polymerase II; positive regulation of MHC class I biosynthetic process
Molecular function (GO): protein binding; ATP binding
Source: RefSeq, a predicted model, not a curated record
AACAGUGGAGGGUAGCAGGGUCUAUCUAGCACACUGCCUGGUACACUGUAGGAACUAAAUGUCAUCGUAGGAGCCCAACAGUAUUGGUGUCGCUGCUGCGUGUUUGAGAGGGGCGGGACUCCCUCCCUCAGACACCGCUGAAAUGUGUGGCUUUCUCUGAACCCACGCUCUGAUAAGUUUUCCAGCUCUGUUGAAUAGAGCUUGUUGGGUGUUUUGCUAGGGAAGGACAGGUCAGAAGUCACCUUGACUCACCCCCCUCAAUUCCAGACAGGAAAUCCAAGCCUGGGAAAGGAGGUGACCUCCCCAAGGUCUCAUGGUGGGUGGAGCUGGUGUCCAAGACCUCUGGAGGAGGAAUGGGGAAGGCCGGUCCAUGAGGGGUGUGUCGAGGAAGGCCGGUCCGUGAGGGGAGGCAGGGGUGCUGAGGUUCAGUUUCCAGCCUUUUAAGUUCCCGGAGGAGGAGUUUCCUCUUUCCUCUCAAGGGCAUUUGGCUUCCCAGGCGUGAAUGGCUCAGGGAGCAAGUGUCUGAGUCCCUGUGUCCUGCGAGGGUCGCUUGCCACCUUCACAGCUGGGCUGAGCUGGAGAGAACCUGUGCAAAAGCGAGGGGAAGGAGGGGAAGAGGGACGGGCUUGCAGAUUUCAUGCAAGUGGGCGCCCGCUCCCCUCAGGCAGGGGACUGCCCAUUUCCAGGAGGCGAUAGACGCUCUGGGAGUGCCCAGGAGUGGAGGGAUACAACCCAGGCGCUUCAGAGAAAGCACGUGGUGGGUGCAGCAGGGGGAGGCGUGGGUGCCUGCUUACUCCCCAGCUUGGCCCAAAUCCCGAGUUGCAGAGAGAAAGUGAAAGAGAAAAGGGUGGCUGCAGGGGGUGAGGUGGGGUGGCUGGGUAACCGAUCUGCCCCAGUCUGGCCGCAGCUCCAGAGCUGGCAGGAGGGCGAGGCCGAUGGCAGCCCGUGGGAGUCCGGGGAGCAGCGGUCCGGAAAUGUGAUACAAUCCCUGGCCUCGCUCUGAUCAUCUCGCGUGAGGGGUGCAGCGUUCCGGGACUGCUUUAACAAGGCAGUGGGCAGUGUGCCGCCAUGGAGUUGGGGCCUCUAGAAGGCGGCUACCUGGAGCUUCUCAACAGCAAUGCUGACCCCCUGCAGCUCUACCACCUCUAUGACCAGAUGGACCCGGCUAGAGAAGAGAUUGAGCUCUGCUCAGAACCCGACAUGGACACCAUCAACUGCGAGCAGUUCAGCAGACUGUUGUGUGACAUGGAAGGUGAUGAAGAGACCAGGGAGGCUUAUGCCAAUAUCGCGGAACUGGACCAGUACGUGUUCCAGGACUCACAACUGGAGGGUCUGAGCAAAGGCAUUUUCAUCGAGCAUAUAGGAUUGGAAGAAAUGAUCGGCGAGAGUGUGGAGACGCUGGAGGAAAAGAAAAGUCAGAAAAGAUCCUUCCCAGAGGAGCUGCCCCUGGACUCGAAGCACAGGAAGCUGGCUGAGCCCCUCGCUGUGCCCAUGGUGACUGGCACUUUCCUGGUGGGGUCCGUGAGUGACUCCUCAGCUCUGCCCUGCCUGUCACCCCCUGCUGUGUUCAACAAGGAGCCAGCAUCCAGCCAGAGGUGGCUGGAGGAGACCAUCCUGAUGCCUGUGCCCCCUUCCAGUUCCUUGCUGAGCUGCCUGAGCCUUUCUGCUGGACACAUCCAGAUCGUCCCCACUCUGCCCCAGGGGCUCUGGCAAAUCUCAGGGGCUGGGACAGGGGUAUCUGGUAUGGUCAUCUAUCAAGGUGAGGUGCCCCAGGCCAGCCAGGUGCUUCCUUCCAGCAGCCCCGCCAUACACAGCCUCCCCAAAUCCCCAGAACGGCCCGGCUCCACCAGCCCCUUUGCCCCGUCUGCCGCUGACCUCCCCGGAAUGCCGGAACCAGCUCUGACCUCCCGUGCAGAUGUGACAGAGGAGCAGAUGUCCCCUACCCGAUCCCCGGCAGCUCACGGGGUCUCCGGCCAGCUCCCAAAAUGGCCUGAGCGGGUGGAGAAGUUCUGCAGCGCCCUUCGGGACAUGUACCAGGCUGAGCCCGCAGGCCCGGAAGGCAUCCUGGUGGAGGUGGACCUGGUGAGGGCGCGGCUGGAAAGGAGCAGCAGCAAAAGCCAGGAGAGGGAGCUGGCCACCCCGGACUGGGCAGAGCGGCAGCCGGCCCGCGGGGGCCUGGCCGAGGUGCUGCUGGCGGGGGGUGACCGCCGGCGGCCGCGGGAGACGCAGGUGAUCGCUGUGCUGGGUAAAGCGGGGCAGGGGAAGAGUCGCUGGGCCCGGGAAGCGAGCCGGGCCUGGGCCCGCGGCCAGCUGCCCCAGUACGACUUCGUCUUCUACCUCCCCUGCCACUGUUUGGACCGUGGGGGGGACACCUACCGCCUGCAGGAUCUGCUGUUCUCCCUGGGCCCCCGGCCGCUGCCGGUGGACGAUGAGGUCUUCAGCUACGUCUGGAGGAGGCCCGACCGGGUUCUGCUCAUCCUGGAUGCCUCCGAGGGCCUCGAAGGCCAAGACGGCCUCCUGCACAGCGCCUGUGGACCCGUGUGCACAGAGCCCCACUCCGUCCGGGGACUGCUGGCGGGCCUCUUCCAGCGUAAGCUGCUGCGGGGCUGUACCCUGCUGCUCACGGCCCGGCCCCGGGGCCGCCUGGCCCAGAGCCUGAGCAAGGCCGACGCUCUGUUCGAGGUGGCCGGCUUCUCAGCCGAGCAGGCCAAGACCUACCUGACGCGCUACCUGGAGUGCGCAGGGGCGACCGAGCGCCAAGAGAGAGCCCUGGAACUCCUCCAGGGCCAGCCUUUCCUCCUCAGCCACUGCCACAGCCCCACUUUGUGCCGGGCCGUGGGCCAGCUGUCCGAGGCCCUCCUGGAGCUGGGGGGCGAGACGGAGCUGCCCUCCACGCUCACGGGACUCUACGUGGGCCUGCUCGGCCCUGCCGCCCGCGACAGCCCCCCGGGGGCCCUGGCGGGACUGGCCAGGCUGGCCUGGGAGCUGGGCCGCAGACGCCGGGGCACCUUGCUGGAGAGCCAGUUCCCGUCGGCGGAGGCGAGGGCCUGGGCCGUGGCCAAGGGCUUGGUGCAGCCCGCCCCAGGGGCCGCGGCGGUGGGGCUGGCCUUCUGCAGCUUCCUUCUGCAGUGCUUCCUGGGGGCCGUGUGGCUGGCCCUGAGCAGCGACAUCAAGGACAAGGAGCUGCCACAGUACUUGGCGUUGACCCCGAGGAAGAAGAGGCCCUACGACAACUGGCUGGAGGGCGUGCCGCGGUUCCUGGCGGGGCUGGUUUUCCAGCCGCACGCCGACUGCCUCGGGGCCCUGGCGGGGCCUGCUGCGGCCACCCUGAAGGACAGGAAGCAGAAAGUGCUCACCAGGUACCUGAAGCGGCUGCAGCCGGGGACGCUGCGGGCCGGACAGCUGCUGGAGCUGCUGCACUGCACCCGUGAGACUUUGGACGCUGGGCUCUGGCAGCACGUGGUGCAGGGGCUCCCCGCCCGCCUCUCCUUCGUGGGCACCCGGCUCACGCCUCCCCACACCUAUGUCCUGGGCAGCGCCUUGGAGGCGGCGGGCCGAGACUUCUCCCUGGACCUCUGCAGCACUGGCAUUGACCCCCCUGGACUGGGGAGCCUCGUGGGACUCAGCUGCGUCACCCAUUUCAGGGCUGCGCUGAGUGACAUGGUGGGGCUGUGGGAGUCUCUACAGCAGCGUGGGGAGGCCAAGCUGCUCCGGGCGGUGGAGGAGAAGUUCACCAUCGAGCCUUUCAAGGCCAAGUCCGUGAAGGAUGUGGAAGAUCUGGGCAACCUCGUGCAGAUCCAGAGGACAAGAAGUUCUUCAGAAGAUACGGCUGGAGAACUCCCUGCGGUCCGGGAUCUAAAGAAGCUAGAGUUCGCGCUGGGCCCCAUCUCAGGCCCCCAGGCUUUUCCCAAGCUGGUGAGGAUCCUCGAGGCCUUUUCCUCCCUGCAGCAUCUGGACCUGGACUCUCUGAGCGAGAACAAGAUUGGCGACGAGGGUGUCGAGCAGCUGUCGGCCACCUUCCCGCGGCUCAAGGCCCUGGAGACCCUCAACUUGUCCCAGAACAACAUCACCGACGUGGGCGCCUGCAAGCUCGCCGAGGCCCUGCCCUCGCUGGCUGCGUCCCUCCUCAGGCUCAGCUUAUAUAAUAACUGCAUCUGUGACAUGGGAGCCGAGAGCCUGGCGCAUGUGCUUCCAGACAUGGGGUCCCUCCGGGUGCUGGAUGUCCAGUAUAACAAGUUCACAGCCGCCGGGGCCCAGCAGCUGGCCGCCAGCCUGAGAAAGUGCCCUCACGUGGAGACGCUGGCGAUGUGGACGCCCACCAUCCCGUUUGGCGUCCACGAGCACCUACAGCAGCUGGAUGCGCGGAUCAGCCUGAAGUGAUCUCCGCGAUGCCCGGGACAAGGUGACUGAGCAUGUUCUCUGAGGACGCCGACCACGCUGGACCUUGAACUGGUUGUUUGUGGACGCGGUGCUUCUUGGGCCAUCGCCCGUGAGCCUCAGCAUCCUGGCGCCCGGCCCUACCGGCUCAGGGCCACCCCCACCCAGCUCUGGGAAGGCCUUUGGCCUGCUCUGCGGACGGACCCAGGCCCGGCUCCAGGCUCCUGCGGGGCCCAGGUCGAUGCCGGCCCCGACGGACGGGUGCACGACCGGUGGUGACGCAGGCCACCCAGGGGCCCUGAGGCAUCCCACAGGACGCUCCUGGCAGCCGUGGCCGGGCCGGAGUGAGGGAUCGAGGUGGCCACAUCUCUGCCUCCCCAGGUCCCUGUCCGCCUGGGGAGAAGUCACUUCUCUGCACUGCUCUCCUAACAAGGAUGCCGGGUGCUCUCAGGACACGGGCGGCUGGCCCCACCUGCCGAUUUCCCUGUGACAGGCGGGGAGUCUGUGGCAGCUGCUGUCCGUCUCCAGGACUCACUGUUUUGCACUAACUUUGUCGAGGUCGAAGCUCCGCCCGGCCAGACACACUGGACUUGAGCCGGAAAGAGCUGACCGUGCCCUAACGGUGGGGGGAGGGGAGUGGGCCGGAACCACACCUGCCUCUCGGCCUUCACUUCUUGGGUCAUUUUUUCACUACAGUAUAAAGGGCCCGCAUGUCCACGGCUGGAGUUUCUACCACGAUCGCCGUUGUGGGGGAUGCCCGCUGUUCGGUUAUCUAAAUGCAUCACAAACUACCCCAAAAUGCAGUGGGUUAAAACAACACACACGUUUA